AUGGGUCGUCUGCACGACAUUCCACCCGACCGUCGCUACACGUACGAGCCGCUCCCAACGCCCACGUCGAUCCGCCUCGUCAGCCUCAAGCUCAAGACACUGCGGGGCCAGGGGCAGGGCCAGGGACAGCCUGAGAGUGUCAGGGAUGGUGGCCCCAUCGAGCUCUCGAUGCGCGUCGUCGACCUCGAGGACCAACCCAUCACCUACGAAGCCCUUUCGUACACGUGGGGCCGCCCCGUCACCGUAUUCCCUUCGCUCAAGGCGCGCGACGACGACGGCGCCUGGGAAGGCGAUGUGCUGUGCGACGGCAAGGUGCUGCCCAUAACGCUCAACCUGUACCGCUACUUGCUCGAAUGGCGGCACAUCUGCCAAGUCAUGGCCAACCCGCCCCCGCACAUCGCUGCCAAGAUGGCCACCACCUCCCUCCGUCUGCCCACCGAGAUGUGGAUCGACGCCCUGAGCAUCAACCAGCACGAUGCCGACGAGAAGGGCGUCCAAGUCGCCCUGAUGGGCCGCAUCUACCGCCAGACCACCAAAAUCACCGUGUGGCUGGGCCACGAGGACGUCUUCACCCGCCCCGCCCUCGAGUUGCUUUUCAAGCUGGCCACAACGCCGCGCGCCACGGCCAGGGCGGCGCGGACCCAGCAUCGCCUGCCGGCAAGGUGCACCGCGCUGGGGCUCCCUGCUUGGGACUCGAGCCACUGGUGGCCCGUGUUCGCCUUCCUGCAACGUGCCUGGUUCCGUCGCAGUUGGGUCAUCCAGGAGCUGGCUCUUGCCCCCAAGGCCCAGAUGCAGUGCGGCACCCUCACCUUCCCCUGGGAGGCGCUGUCCAACGCCUGCAUCAACCUGACCGAGACGGGACUGGGCGAGGCCGUCGACAUGUGGGCCUGGUUCGAGGUCAACGGCCCCCGUCUGAGCACGCCACUGUGGGACGACGAGCUUAACCCCAUCAUCGUUCACUCACCCCGCCCGGACGACAACCGCAACCUCUUCACCACCCUUGAACGCCGUCGGCCCAGCUACCUGGCCUUGAUCACCCUAGAACACAUCAAGAAGCGCAGCUAUAACCCCACCAGCGUGGGCCCGCGGCGCCCGCCAGCGACAGUGCAAGAGGAAGAGGAAGGACAGGAGGCCCAACCUGUCCCGCUGUUGCAGCUGCUGGACGACUGCCGCGGCUACGAUGCGAGUGAUCCCCGCGACAAGAUAUUCGCCUUUCUGGGUAUCUCCCAGAGCCCGCCGCGCACGCCGGCUGCAGCGCACGAGUCUCUGCGUCCCCUCCGUGCUGACUACCACCUCACAGCAGCAGAGGCAUUUCUCCAGACCGCCUGGCACACUCUGCUGACCACGGCCAACUCGCUCGAACUUCUCAGCCGGCAGAGCCUGCCGCAUAAUGACGACCCGCCGUCCCGCGUCAUUGAUAUUGCGUCGUGGGUGCCAGACUGGAGCACCGGCCCGCAGGUCAGGCGCCUGGUCAGCCCAGCCGCCGCCAAAUGGGCUGCCUCGCGCGGCCUGUGUUGGGUGCCUCCCGAGCCCGCCAAGAUGCACCAGCCCUUCCUCGCGGUCCACGGCGCGCUGGUCGACUCGGUCGCCGCCGUAACCGACACGUUGGACGGGUUCAAGUUUUCCCCAACAGAAUUUGCCGUGCUCACCGACGCGUCGGGCAGCUUCGGCUUUUCGCUGACAAAGUCCGCCGUCGUGGCCGCAGAGCUUCCCCCGCGCUACCCCUGGCCGCCGCAGGACAGCUCCUCCCCGGACCAGACGCCCGGUGAGGUCCUGUGGCGGACCAUGGCAGCCGACACGAUCGACGGCACCACCGGUCCAGCCCCGGCCGCGUACCACAGCGUGUUCCACGCGGCGUGGCAGCGGACAGCACGGCGGGCGUGCCGCGACAUGAACUCUGACCAUGGGCUGCGCGACGCCAAGAAACACACCGAGUGGCAGCGCGUGUUCGAGAGCUGGGAGCCGCUGUUCCCGGACGAGGUGGACGACGCCGUGGCCGAGUUCGACAGCUCCGCCUCCGAAAACCAAAAAGAGCGGCCAAACCUCUCGUCUGGCCCCGGCCGCACCGAAGGCUACGCCGAGCUGCUCGCCGCCAGCCGCGGCGUGGCCCGCACCAAGCACACGCUACCGCCCGACGCCAACGAAGCCGACGGCGGCAGCGAUAAGUACGGCAUGUGGGCGUACGCGCCGCGGCCCGACGCCAAGCGCUCGCAGACAGACCGCGUUUUUGACGAAAUGCUUGCCGCCAUCAUGGCCAGCCUACAGCACGAUCGCGACGUAGAAGGGCGAGACCAAGAAAUUUCUUCUAUCCCCGAUCAAGCCCUGCUCAGCAAGGCCCUGCAGCUGCUAGCGGUAGACACUGACGGGGACGCUGCCGAGGCCCGCGCACACGCGGCGCAGCUGGUGGCUCUACAGACGGAGCUCGAGGCGCUAGCAGAGCGGGCGGCGGCAGACCCGGGGCUAGAGCGGGCGCUGCGGAAGCAGCAGCAGGGAAUAGCCACUGGGGACGGGGCGGGCAAGGUGCAAGGUCGGUUCGUGCGCAUUGGCAACGGCAUCACGGAACUAGAUACCGACUUCAUGAUAGACCUUUCACCCGAGAAGGACAAGCUGGCCGUGGCAGUACACGGCCUUCUACGUGACGCAUCUGGAGGCAACUGGUCGCUGGAGCGGCCGGAGACGCCUGAGUUUGACGACGGAUUUGAGGGUCAGGAUAAGGAGGAUAGCAGUGUUGUUAGUGUCAUUGUUGCAGCUGACGCAGAAGACAGAGAGGAGAUGGCUGCGGCCUUGACAGCGCGGCACGAGGCAGUCUCGACGGGGCGCGCCAUUUUCCGGACAGAGGAGAACUACUUAGGUAACGGCCCCCGGAGCGUGGUGCCGGGCGACCAGGUGUGGGUGCUGACCGGCGCCGCCACACCCAUUGUGCUGCGACCGCUAGCUGACGGGCGGUUUGUGCUCGUGGGCGAGGCGUAUGUCCACGGCAUCAUGCGGGGCGAGGCAUUUGACCGACCCGGUUUCUCCAUGCGGCACAUUGAGCUUGCGUAG
Messenger RNA from Lasiosphaeria miniovina, 3042 nucleotides. RefSeq names its product heterokaryon incompatibility protein-domain-containing protein. The coding region runs from base 1 to 3042 and encodes 1013 amino acids. The record is from RefSeq and is a predicted model, not a curated record. The transcript has 2 exons. NCBI's taxonomy places the organism in Eukaryota, Fungi, Ascomycota, Sordariomycetes, Sordariales, Lasiosphaeriaceae.